AAUUCCAUUUCACCGGAAGCUGUAGGUUCGAUUGCUCGUUGCUUUUACUACGGAUCCGGUGAACUUUCCGUGCGAGAAGCGAGUUGAUAUCGAUUUGGUUUGUGUGGGUGUUCUGCCCAAGAUGUCUUUCCCUCCUCAUCUCAACCGGCCACAGAUAGGCAUCCCAACGAUGCCGCCAGGAAUCCCUCCACCACAGUUUGCUGGGUUUCCACCGUCGAUGCCUCCUGGAACCCCAAUGAUUCCUGUCCACAUGGGCAUUAUGACUCCAGCCCCUGCGCUUUACACGCCCAUUUCUGGAGUCUUUUUCAAAUCUAAGGUUCUGGUGCCCACGGCGAUGCCUGUGGUCAGUAAAGUCGCUGCUCCCAGGAAGGAAAGCGCCGCUCAGGCAAAAGACAGCAAUGACGGCAGCGGUCCCACGACCACCGUGUUUGUGGGCAACAUCUCUGAGAAAGCGUCUGACAUGCUCAUUAGACAGCUGCUGGCUAAAUGCGGUUUGGUAUUGAGCUGGAAACGAGUUCAGGGUGCCUCAGGGAAACUCCAAGCGUUUGGUUUCUGUGAGUACAAAGAGCCAGAAUCUACUCUACGAGCUCUACGGCUGCUACAUGAGCUGCAGGUCGGAGAAAAGAAACUUCUGGUCAAAGUCGAUGCCAAAACCAAAGCACAGCUGGAUGAGUGGAAAGCAAAGAAGAAGAGCACCAGUGAAAAUGGAAAUGGCAAGGCGGAGGAUGGUGCUGGUGAAGAGGAAGAGGAGGUUCUGGACGAGGAAACUAAGAAGCGCGACCAAAUUGUGAAAGGUGCUAUUGACGGCCUGAUCCGGGAGUAUUCAAGUGAGCUAAAUGCUCAGUCUCAGGACGAUGAGUCGAGUCGCCGCAAAAAGAGGAGGGAAAAGAAGGACGAGGAUGACAUCAGUGCCAUGGAAAUGGAGGAUGACAAAAGAGAUCUGAUUUCCAGAGAGAUCAACAAAUUCCGUGAUACGCAUAAGGUAAAACACUUGCUAAUUUCCUCCAUAUCACAGGUAGAGCACAGCAGCCUCUCACACCUAGUUUAGUUUGACAACACACCAGCAUGAGUAGAUGCUAUUUAGCCUGACAAUUCCAUUUAGCUCAGCAAAACUUGUAUUGCAUUUAAGCUUUGAAUUUGAUGAUAUAGUGCAGAAAUCAGUUUAAGACUAGGCCUCAUUUGGGCCCAGAGCCUUUAUAUAAGUGGCUUGUGUAAACUUUAGCGUGACCUUCAUGUUAAGGGUGGGAAAUGUAGUCACACAUACAAUGCAUGGACGUUCUGUGCACUUCCCUAAAAGCUAAUCUAUUCAUUAAACCCCACCAUUAUGAUAGAGAUCAUAUGGUGACUAAACCAAGAUGAAUCUCUCAGCUUUGGAAAAAGUUGCAAGGAUAGGAUGUAAGUAUGAGCUUUCCAUUUUUCUCUACUUGUACUGGGCGCCCCCUUCUGAAAGACUCGCACAGGGGCAACUGCACCGACUCGCUCUGAAGUUCAGCUCGUUCGUGGUUUUGAUAUCGAAACGCAUAUGAGGGCGUUGACUUAUAUCUGCCGUGUUUAGCAAAGGGACUCGUUUUCUGGUUCUCGGAGACACGGGCGGCCAGUGAAGCUGUGUGGGUCUGCUAGUAAAAGUGAUGUUGGUGCUAUAAUGAAUACUGCUGACUUGAAUAACAGUGAAUUGGCCCAUUCGGCUCUUGUGAAAGUAGGGGGCGCCCCUCCACAGCACACGGACUUUCUGAAGACUCUACAGGUAUGAGUUUUUGUGAUUGAGUUUGCCAUCACUUCUCUUCAUUCCUGCCUGCUUGCGCUCUUAACUUUUCAUGUUUCUAUGUACGUGUGUGUUUGUGUUUAACAUGUUGCAUCGCUAAAGUCGCACUUUAAGUCCCGGAAAACGGCGUCUAAUGUUUUAUUUUUAACACUGGCCUCAUACUUUACGCUACUUUAAUUCGUAACUCUAGCCUCGUAACGUUAAAUAUUAAACUUUGACACGUCACACCGUAGCAGACAAAAGUUUAAUCUACUUUAAAUCUUUUUUUUUUGGUCUUUUGUGUGACAAUACAGAUUGAAUAAUAACAAGGUGAAGAUAUUGUCCAUUAUUGAUCCCUUUAACAAUCCAUAUUGCUUCAGAUAGACCAAAAAGAAAAAAUUAAAUUAAUAAUUAAUUUCUAAGUGAAGCACAGUAGGUACAAAACAUCAGCAGAGGAUAAAGAAAAGCUGUGACAGAUUAACAUAAAAUAAAAUAAAUUCUCUUACACGCGAUCUCUUGAAGCAUCUGGAGAUGAUGCUAGUCUCUCGGUUUGCUUGACUGGGUCUCACUGGAUUAUUACAAUCAAUGGCUAAACUAAUGUUUGGAAAUGUAAACCGAUAUUUCCUACUGACACACGACAGCAAAAGAUAGAAAUACAUGACUUAAAUCCGUUUUUAGCUGCUGAAAAUACUAGUGUUUAAUACUAGAUGUGGUGUGUCGGGACAUUCUGGCUACGCACAAUUAUUUUUGUACUAUUAUAAUAAAAAUAUUUUUUAAAUAAUGUAU
This is a messenger RNA of Puntigrus tetrazona (Sumatra barb), 2527 nucleotides long. Its product is annotated as RNA-binding protein 25-like. The transcript has 9 exons. Gene Ontology annotation, molecular function: mRNA binding. The record is from RefSeq and is a predicted model, not a curated record. Gene Ontology annotation, cellular component: spliceosomal complex. Gene Ontology annotation, biological process: regulation of alternative mRNA splicing, via spliceosome. Bases 122 to 1048 code for a protein of 308 amino acids. Lineage: Eukaryota; Metazoa; Chordata; Actinopteri; Cypriniformes; Cyprinidae.